Molecule: messenger RNA, 3548 nt
Organism: Alosa alosa (allis shad)
Lineage: Eukaryota; Metazoa; Chordata; Actinopteri; Clupeiformes; Clupeidae
Gene: kdm4ab
Product: lysine (K)-specific demethylase 4A, genome duplicate b
Exons: 22
Coding region: 90-3323 (1077 amino acids)
Biological process (GO): chromatin remodeling
Cellular component (GO): nucleus
Molecular function (GO): histone H3K36 demethylase activity; histone H3K9 demethylase activity
Source: RefSeq, a predicted model, not a curated record
GCCACACACAUUAUGGACGUUGUUGAAGUGUAGAACGAAAGCACAGUCCGACUAUUAGCCUACAUUGACAGACGUGAAGGUCUUUUGUCAUGAUGGCCACAGAGUCUAGUUGUGGGUCUAGAGGCAUUAUGACCUUCUAUCCUAGCAAAGAAGAAUUUGGAAACUUCAGUCAGUACAUCGCCUACAUGGAGUCACAAGGAGCACACAGAGCUGGGUUGGCCAAAGUAAUCCCCCCUAAAGAGUGGAAACCCCGACAGUCUUAUGAUGAUAUUGAUGAUCUGUUAAUCCCAGCACCAAUUCAGCAGGUGGUCACAGGCCAGUCAGGUCUGUUUACCCAAUACAACAUCCAGAAAAAGGCCAUGACAGUCAGAGAGUUUCGCAAGACUGCCAAUAGUGAUCGGUUCUGCAGCCCACACUAUGACAAUUUUAAAGAGCUGGAAAGAAAAUACUGGACAAAUGUGACCUUCAAUCCUCCUAUUUAUGGUGCAGAUGUAAAUGGAACAUUGUAUGACCCAGUUGUCAAGGAGUGGAACGUGGGUUGCCUUCAAACAAUCUUAGAUACAGUGGAGAGGGAGAGUGGAAUCACGAUUGAGGGGGUGAACACGCCUUACUUGUACUUUGGCAUGUGGAAAACAACAUUUGCUUGGCAUACUGAAGACAUGGACCUGUACAGCAUCAACUAUCUACAUUUUGGAGAACCUAAAUCCUGGUACUGUGUUCCCCCUGAGCACGGCAAACGAUUGGAGCGUCUAGCCAAAGGUUUUUUUCCUGGAAGCUCACAGAACUGUGAAGCUUUUUUGAGACACAAGAUGACUCUUAUAUCUCCCUCAAUUCUACGGAAAUACGGCAUUCCAUUUGAAAAAAUUACUCAGGAAGCAGGAGAAUUUAUGGUCACAUUUCCAUACAGUUACCAUGCUGGUUUCAACCAUGGAUUCAACUGUGCUGAAUCAACAAAUUUUGCAAUGCAGAGAUGGAUUGAUUAUGGAAAACAUGCUGUUCUGUGCUCAUGUAGGAAAGACAUGGUGAAGAUCUCCAUGGAUGUCUUUGUUCAGAAGUUUCAGCCAGAACGCUAUGCUUUGUGGCUAGCAGGGAAAGACACUGGUCUUGUUGACCACUCCAAACCCACACCAGAGGCAGCUGAGUUUUUAGGCAGUGAUUAUGCUCAGAAUUUACAACACAACACAGACGACCACACAGCAGGAGAACCGACAAAGAGCCCGACCAAACAUAGGAUUGGACUGAAGAGACACCAAAUAGCUUUAGAGGUUCCGGAGAACAUGCUCCUCAAAGGCACAUUUGAGGAGGAGGAAGAAGAAUCUGAAGAGGAUGAUGAAAAGGAGUAUGGAAAGAAGGCCUAUCUACAUUGGCCAACUUUGUCAGCAUCUUGUGGAAUCAGAGGUGUACCUGACUACACAUGCCUCACCAGUCAGCACAAAUUGGAUGAGCAACAUGGAAUAGCUGAGCAUUUACCUCAAGAUACUACACUGAAUAAAAUGGAAAAGAGACAAUUACCUGUGUGUGCUAUGAAGACAAGUUUAAAUAUCCCCUUGGUUAGAACCAGUGCUGGAAACCAAGAAACGGAUAGUGUGCUGCAUUCCCUCUCAGCCCUACCCAGAUCUGUUUCAAAACCAGGAGUGGCAAGUCUUCUCUUUCACAGAACUCUGAGUUCCAGUGAAGCCCUACAGGUGCACAACUAUUCUAUACAGACAGCCACAUGUUAUCAGCACAACUCAGAGAAGACUCCAUUAUCUGACUUACCAGCCAGUGUAAAGACUGACAUCAACUUGGAGGAAAAGCCCAACAAAGGACCAGAGCAGUCUAGUACACACACAGUAAUAAAAACAAGCCCAGUCAAGUUGCAGUUGAAAGGCAUUGAGGAAAAGAAACCAAUGAAGAGCCAGCGCCAUCAACUCAGCAAGCUUCCUCAUCAGCAUCCUCUGAUGCUAGAAAACACCAAUGAUCAUGAUGAGAGAACACUACUUGCACCAUCAGAUGAGACAUCCAAUCAGGACAAUGAGAAAAGCAAUGCAGAAAAGGGUGAGGUUUGGACUCGUCUCCUCACCAAUCUGUGGCAGCACCAGCCCCACAACAUAAAGGCAGAACAAUCAUACAAUCAACGCAUGGGCCAGCAACCCCCAUAUUGUGCAAUCUGCACGCUCUUCUAUACAUACAACCAGAGUGAUUUUACCAGCAGUGGCAUCAACAGAAAUUGUAACAGUAAGGGCCCAGGAGAGUGGAGGCAAAGCAGUUUGCCCUUAAUCCCUGAAAUGUGCUUUAACUCCAGUGGUAGCACAGAAGGUCACCUCUCCACCCCAUACCUACAGGAGGAUGGAAGCAGCCACCUGGUCAGCUGUGUGCAGUGUUGCGUUCGAGUCCACGCUAGUUGCUAUGGCAUUUCCAAUGACACAUCUUUGGAUGGUUGGAGGUGCACACGUUGUGAAGCCAGUGCAAUUACUCAGGAUUGUUGUUUAUGUUCUUUACGAGGAGGAGCCCUGAAAAGAGCCAAUAACAACAAGUGGGUGCAUGUAUUAUGUGCUGUGGCAGUUUUGGAAGCCCGCUUUGUAAGCGUGGUAGACCGUGGUCCUGUUGACCUCAGCAAGAUCCCUUUGCAGAGGUUUAAACUUAAAUGUUACUAUUGUAGAAAGUUCACCAAGAAGACAAUGGGUUGCUGUGUACAGUGCUCACAUGGUCGUUGUCCAACUGCCUUCCACCCAACCUGUGCCCAAGCCGCAGGUGUCCUCAUGUAUCCUGAUGACUGGCCCUUUGUAGUAUAUAUCACCUGCCAUCGUCAUAAGGGUAUUUCACACCCAGAGCGGAACAAGGUAUCCCUCCAAGAUUUGGUGGAGGGCCAGCAAGUAAUCUGCAAACACAAGAAUGGACGCUAUUACCAAGCUGAAGUAGUGGAGCUGACAAAGGCAACCUUCUAUGAGGUGAUCUUUGAUGAUGGCUCCUUUAGUGAUAACCUCUUCCCUGAAGACAUCACGAACAGGGAUUGUGUAGAGCUCGGCCCACCACCAGAGGGCACUGUGGUUCAGGUGCGGUGGACAGACGGACUGGUAUAUGGAGCCAAAUUUGUAGCAGAACAUGUGAUUCCAAUGUAUAUGGUGGACUUUGAAGAUGGCUCACAACUCAGUGUGAAGAGAGAUGAUGUCUAUAGCCUGAAUGAAGAUCUACCAAAGCGUGUGAAGACACGACUGUCCGUUGCUUCAGACAUGCGCUUCAAAGGUGUUUUUGUGGAGAAGGAGGUCAACCAGGAUUCCAAGAGACAGCGAGUCAUCAAUUCACGCUAUAGAGAAGACUACAUUGAGCCUGUCAUUUUUUGAGCCAUCAUGGAGUAGACUGCAUUAUCAUGUCACAAAACCCUGAAUUUCUAAACACCAAUAAUUAUUUGUAGGGUUGAGUGGACAAUGAGAAGUAUGUGGUAUCUCAAUAUCUCAACCCAAGGAUGCACAAAUACUGUCUAUAUAUUUAUUUGAAAAUCCUUUUCUUUAUUUCUUAACAAUAUUUUUUUGUGUUGGAUGGUGUUGCAUUAAACUAUUUUGGGGAAA